AUGGGUGACUUCAAUGCGAAAAUCGGGAUACAAGAAGAAGGGAAGCAUAGGAUCGCGAGAUUUGGAACAGAACUCCGGAAUGAGAACGGCAACCGUCUUGUUAAGCUCUUAUCCACCACUUUUUCAUGGCAACUCCAUCUUCAUGAAAAAAGAAAAUCGGCGGUGGACAUGGGAAUCACCCAACGGUACGAUUCAUGCGGAGAUCGACCACAUUCUCACCAAUCAAAGGUGGUGCUUACUGGACGUCUCGUGGUACCAUCCUCCAGUAGUGGCUCAGAUCACCACGUCCUUCGAGUAAAAGUGCGAUUCACCGAAAGCUGGAGAAGAAAAUCUGCCACCGUGUUGGAGGAAGGAGGGAAGUCGUAUAUGACGGCGUCAGAUUGGAGGAGCUCCUGA
This is a messenger RNA of Strongylus vulgaris, 396 nucleotides long. NCBI's taxonomy places the organism in Eukaryota, Metazoa, Nematoda, Chromadorea, Rhabditida, Strongylidae. The record is from the annotation of a GenBank genome assembly.